GGGGGGCGGGGGUUGAUUAUAAAAAAAGCAAUAAGCUUUUCUGGCAAUGCGGACAUCGAGACCACAUCCCGGAAUGCCCCUUACUCUUCGAGUGGCUGGCGCAUGCGUUACGGAACUCACUGUCUCGCGGGCCGAGUUUCUGGGGGACAUUGAUCGCAGCCGGACUCUGUGGCGCGGCGGUUUAAUUCUCCGGUGGCUGCAGACUGAGGAAAGGCGAUGGUCUUGAGCGGGCUCAUCAGGAAACUCGGUCACCAGCUGGCCGAGAUCCGGGAGCGCGCGCUCCGGAGCAUCCUCUGCAAGGUGGAGCACGACUUAAUGGGCGAUGCCGACCUGAUCCGGGAGCGGCUGCUCUUCGUCCGCCUGCUGGAGUGGUUCAACUUCCCCUCGGUCCCCAUGAAGGAGGACGUGCUGAGGCUGCUCAACAGGCUGGUCAAGUAUCCCCCUGCAGUCCAGCAUCUGAUUGACCUUGGUGCAGUAGAGUUCUUCUCUAAGCUUCGCCCUAAUGUGGAGCCAAAUCUGCAGACUGAAAUCGAUGGCAUUCUGGAUGGACUCUUUGUUCUUCUUUCAGAAGCUCCUGUACUGUACUCUGCCUCUCAUCAGACCAAUCAAACUGUAUACAACUAUGUUUAUAUUUUUGUAAUUUCUGUAGGUAAAAGUUUUCUCCGAAUGCCAGAUCCUUUUAUGAUAAAUCAAGCUCAAUGUUCUGAUCAGCCACAGGUAAGUCAGACUGUGAAGUGUUUGAAGUUUUCUACGUUUCCUUGGCUACCCCUGACCACAACAGACAGGCAUGUUCUCUCGUCUAAUGAAAGCUCUUUAAGAAGUAGUAACCAAACUUUGAUCUGGAAUACCUGUGAACUAUUGAAGGAUGUUAUCAUGCAAGAUUUCCCUGCCGAGAUUUUCCUUCAGAGGCCAAAAAUUGUUCAGAACCUUUUGUCUCUAUUGAAACUGGCCUUUGGAGGAGAUGGAAAACAUCGCUUGGCAUUACAGGCCGUGUCUUGUUUGCAGCAGCUGUGCAUAUAUUUAAGAAAUAGACUUAACUUUCACCGAGACCCACAUUUUUUCUCUAACAAACAAGACAUGAUUUCCCAAAAUUCUUCCUUGUCUUAUUGUCAUGAAGUAAGAGUUAUUCAUCAUUCCCCGAACCCAUCCCCGGGAAGCAGCAGCCCUCGGCCUUCUGUGGUGGGGCGCACAGGCCAACGGCCCAGAGGAGAUGGCCAGGACUGGGAUGCAGUGUCCUCCAGCGGAAGUAAUAGUCAUGCUCACAUAAACUCAAGGAUAUCUAUCCUUUCACCUUUGGAUAUGGGACACAUAGAUCUUCCAGAACUAGAAACUGAAAACACAUUGGAACUACAAUUCCAGCAGCUGAGUCUUCCCCAGUUCUGUGUCUUCAUUCUGGAAUCAGCAGUUCCCCUCUUAAAAACAGGUAGUAGACAGAUGAUAAUGAGAGUUCUAGAAUUGCUUGCAGAGGAUAUGAUACUUAUUGGUGAAGCAAUUUCAGCUGAUAUCUGGGAUGACAACAGCCUUUUUGCUAUAAAUAUGAAAGAAAAACUGCUCCUGGUGUUUGGGUCCCUUGGAGAAACCAUGUGCUACCAUAAGAGCAGCGUUGAUUUGGAGCAAACAGAGAUGCUGCUGGUGCACCACAGGAUGGCCUUUGUGAGCACCUCACUGUUUGCGGUUCGCCUGUUGCAAACACUGCUCCCUGUUGAAAAGGCAAGUGAGUUUUUACCAGAGACGAUGUCAACAGCAUUAUUUCUUCUUUCUUUGGACAUGCCUAUUUCAUUGGAAUAUCCAACUAUUCACGAAGCCGUUGUGGCCUAUUUAGAACAGCUGAAUUCUGAAAACUACAGUAUUUAUAAACGAGCUGCAGAGGCUGUUUAUUCAAUUGACUGUACCUGUAACUUCCUGUCUGAUGUGGGGAAGGAGGGAGAGAAGAAUCUCUUAGAAUUAGUGGAGCUAGCUGACCAAGCCUUGUGUAGCUUUUCCUAUCAUCAGCAUUUCCCUCUAAUAAAAGAAAUCAUCUGCAUUUGUUCAAAGAUUUGGAAAUCUGCACAGGCCAGUCCACUGCUGCAAGGAGAAAGUCAGAAAGUGUUCCUGCACAUGUUGUCCCACCCAUUGCCACAAGUGAAAGCUGAAACUUACAACUGCUGUCUGGAGAUGGUUAAGGAAUGUUUGGGUGUCCAUAAUGUCACUAAGCCUGUAUCUUCACUUUGUAAUGGAAUUCAUUUUCUACUUCAUCCAAAAGUUCUGUAUGAAAUUUCUGCUUUUGGUAUGCAAGAACCCCAAAAUGAGGUGAAUGCUGCUGCCAAGGCCAUUCUGCUGUAUCUGCUUCAGGGACGAAUGAUGAUGACACUGCUGACCUGGAACAAGUUUAUCGAGUCUCUCUGUCCUGUCCUUCCAGUACUGCAGGGUUAUGCCGACCUAGAAGACUCUUUGGGUAACUGCAUUCUCCUUCUGAGCCAAGCGGGUUCUGAGGCAGGAGAAGGCAUCCUUCCUUGUACUACCCGGCUAAAGUCUGUCCUGCGACUCUUGCUGGUGAAAAAGCUAUCGGUCCGUUCACUAGCUUUGAAGCUUUUAGCAUUUUAUCUUGCCAAUGAAGAAGGGGCUGAUACAAAACGCCCCAUAAUAGAUGCCAGAAUUCUUUCCAGAGUUACUAAUCUAUUUAUUGUGAAGAAACCUAUUGAACUCAAACUGGAUGACAGAAAAGAAUUGCUUAUUAAGUUGGACACUGUUGAAAAAGUACAUGAAAUUUUCACCUCAGAUGAUGUUGAUCUUGUUUUGAGAAAGUCAGCUGCAGAACAGUUAGCUGUGAUUUUGCAAGAUAUUAAAAUGCAUGCUGCGGUGAAAAAGUUACGCCUAAUUGACAAGAUAAUUGAGUAUUUAAAUGAAUGUGUGGGUCAAGAUGGCAAGGUUGUAGAAUGUUUGGUUCAGCCCUGCCUCACACUCCUCAGGAAAGUUUUAUGUGCGGAUCCAGUGAUGCGUGUUUCCCUGUCACAGCAAUCUUCUCUCUUGACCCUGUUAUUCAGAGUUUCCUUGAUAUUUCAUGAAGAUUGUACUGUAGUGACUGAAGUCGCAGCAUUGUUUUGUCUUCUGUUAUUUGAUGAAGUAUCAAGAAUGGAGAUGUGGUCUGUUAAUCCUUCCAGUAAUCCUUCUUUGCCAUCAGUCUUCAGUUUGCCUGUUUCAAUUUUUAGAAGGUAUCAUCUGCCAGUUCAUGUAAUCGGCCACCAUGCUGUGAGUCCUUACGCAAUAGUUUUGCCAUUAUCAUCUGAUGUUUUGGCCUUGAAGCCUGUAUCAGACAUGCUGAAAAUAGCUUGGAACCUGUCAUGGUAUCAUGGGAGUGAUAAUCUACUGAAGCAAAUGAACUCCGGAACUGAUACUCAAGAAUUUUUAGAUACAUUGAAGUUAUCCACAAAAGACAGCCUCAUUCUGAAGAUAACCCACGCGGCCAGCGGGCUGCAGGACUGCUUCUGCUCCAUUGUUCAGGCCGCAGCCCACAGGGAUGUUCGGGCUGCUGUCACUCGGAUGAGUUUUUAUCUCCUGAAUGACAAAUUGUCUCUAAAGGGUGGCAUUGGCCCAUGUGGGGUUGCCUUGAAGUCCUUGGCCUGGCACACUGUGCUAAGCAGGUUUCUACAAGUGCUUCCUGCUUGUACUGAAGAUGAGAAACUGCUAAUAGAUAUCAUACAUUUUUUAAAUAAGUUAGUGAAGGAACAAAGAAAAAAUCCAUCUGUAGAAUUUCUAAACUGGAUUCUAGAAUUACUUCUUAGACAUGUAAGUAUUGUGAAAGAAUUUGGAUAUUGGGUUUCAGAAGUGAUGCUUUUAUAGAAAAGGAUAAUCUUUACGUGGCGUUUGCUUAGUAAAGUAGUUCUCAUCUUGGAACAAAUGAUGUGUAGCAACAUGGCCUUCCUGAUAUGACCGGGUUUACUAGAUUUAAUUCUGUAGAGCAUCUGGGACCUUCAGUCUUCGUGUUUUAAUGAAAUUUGUUCUAUAUGUGAGCUUUCUGCUGAAACUGUAUUUUUAAGUGGGAUUGCAGGGUCGGGGUGGGAUUUAAAUAGGUAUGUGGAGAGGUAAAUAGCAAAGCCAGACGGAAAGCAGGAGGGAUACAGUGAUUGUGAAGCUGGAAAGAAUGAAGAAACUGCUCAGGCUUUAAUCUAAUGUCACUGAAGUAUCUGCUCUGCCAGCCCCCAUUUCUCUCAGGGUUUUGCUCUGUUACAAGAGACUUAGUCAGAACCCAUUUAGCUCGCUCACUGUCUGUUGUCGGUCCCUGUCUGUCCAUCUAUGCAUCUAUUUGAAAAUACCUUAUCUAUCUAAUUAACUUACCAGAAAUAACCCUUUGCAAAAAUAAUCAAGAAAAAAAUACAAAGAAUUAGAAAAUAAGGCCUAAACUGAUUUAGAAAGUUACAGAUCUUAUAAGACAAAUAGGCUCCAUUAUAUGUUAAUAUCUUUGCUUUGCUUAAAAAGAUGAUUCUCUGUAAAAGUAUUAAGUAUUACAUAUUGAAAGUCAGAAAUGCUAACCCUUAAUGAUUGUGUGUGUAUACAGCUUAUUAGAUGUUUAUUAUCAUUUCCCUUAUUGUAGACUGGUGGAACUGGGGGCUGUUUUGUUCAUAUUGCAUACCAGCAUCUGCCAUAGUGCCUUACACAUAGUAGACUCCCAGUAAACAUCUGUUACCUUAGUAAUAAACAUAGGACAUUAAGGAAGAUAUGCAGGAAACAUAUAACCUUAAUUUUAUAACUUGUUCAAAUAUAAUAAAAUGGAUAUUAUUGAAUAUGUUCAAGUUUACACAUCAAAUAUAGACGAAACUGAAAUUAUAAUUCUGUGUCAUUGGAGAUGUGUGUGUGUGUGAUUUGGUUUCUGUAGUUUGGUAAAGAGAUAAAUUGUUUAGAGUAAGAUGAAAAUUUUUUUCAUAUUUGGGACUUGUGUGUUUCCUUUUCUGUGAAAUGUCUUUUGUUAUGUCCUUGAGGGUUCUGCCCUAUAAUUGGAUUGUUUCUUUCUCCUCUUAUCAUAAAUUAAGGAGAUUAAUGCUUUAAUAAGUGAAUUCCAGGAGCUUUUUUCCUUGCUUGUCACUUAUCUUCUGACCAUGCUUUUGGUCUUUGGACUUCAUUAUCUUGCUUCCAUUGCAUCUACUGCUUUCAUAUCCUUGUUUCAUUGUGUUGAUAUAAUAGUUACAUUAUAUUCCAUGACCUUAAUUUCACAUUUAGUCAUAGUCCUACGGGUGUGUGUAUCAGAUCUGAACACUUCUCAUUGCUGACCCUGCCAGGCUCUGACCUGCCACCCACCCCUGGGUAAACUGGGCCUUCAGGCUUCCACGCGUUCUACCUAUGCUUUCCAAGAUGGCGAGUCACAUCAUGUCACUCCUCUAUUCAAAUUCUCUAUGUGCUUCCUCUCUCUUUCAGAUAAAGCUCUGAAAUACUAACUGUGGCCCAAGGUUUGGGCUUGAUUCUGAGCAUCUUUCUGACCUGUUCUGCCACCUCACCUCACACAUUCUGUUCCAGGCACCAUUUUUUCAGGCACUCACACUGCCUGAGCACUCUUGGAUUUUCUUUUCUCUUUUGAUGUCUGUAUGGUUAGCAUCCAAACUUAAUUCAGUGUUCUACUCACAUGUUGAUCAGAGAAGUCUUCUCUGAUGAUGGCAUCUAAUGUAGCACCUUCCGUGCCGGUCUCCCUGACUUUGCUGUAUUUUUCUUUAUUGUACCUGUCACUCCCACCUAUGUCUGUUCUUUUGAA
Ictidomys tridecemlineatus (thirteen-lined ground squirrel) is the source of this 5719-nucleotide messenger RNA. The record is from RefSeq and is a predicted model, not a curated record. Lineage: Eukaryota; Metazoa; Chordata; Mammalia; Rodentia; Sciuridae.